Molecule: messenger RNA, 1778 nt
Organism: Alosa alosa (allis shad)
Lineage: Eukaryota; Metazoa; Chordata; Actinopteri; Clupeiformes; Clupeidae
Gene: tspan9a
Product: tetraspanin 9a
Exons: 7
Coding region: 651-1718 (355 amino acids)
Cellular component (GO): membrane
Source: RefSeq, a predicted model, not a curated record
GAGAGAGAGAGAGAGAGUUGGAGAGAGAGAGAACGAGAGGGAGACAGAAGGCGAGAGGGAGAGACUGCUGCUGCUGUUCUGAUCCACAGACGCCCGACUGGACUACUGGGGCAUACUCCGCUUUGGCCAGCUACACAGCAGUAGCUCAGAUCAGCAGCUGAUCUGACACACACACACACACACACACACACACACACACUCACACACACACACAGACACACACACACACACACACACACACACACACGCGCAUGCAUUCACAUGCGUCUCCUUGGUCUCUCUCACUAACCCACUGGCCGAGAAAGCUCGUUAUUCUCAUCGUGUGAAGGAGGACACACAGAGAACGUGUGCGCAAGAGAGAGAGAGAAGGGGAGAAAGAGAAGGAGAGAGAGAGAGAAAGAAAGAGGGAAAAGGAGAGACUUGUGCCUUUCUCUGAAGCCUGCUUCUGAGCAGCCCUUGGACACACAUCACCUUCUUUUUUCUCUUGUUCGUUUCUUCAUCGCCGGUUUUUUUCUCCUACUGUGAUUCUGCCGGCGUUUUUGACUUUUAGCUGUUUUAUGUUUUUUCGCAUUCUUAUGAUUCGCCCCAAGCGCACGACAUGGUCGAGCGUGCCCUCGUAGAGUCCCGCGCCGUCGCCGAAGCCCCAAGGCAUGGAGAAGUCAAGUAGCGAGGAAUCGGCCAUCCACCGUAGUCCUUCCCUGGACAGCCACGACUCGGAGUUUGCGCGCGCUUCUGCCGCCACCGGGGGCCGGCGCUUUGGGGGCCGCGGUUUCACCGCCGGUGCUUUUACCCAUCGGGCCCCGCUGGGCCACCGCCUUACCGCCGCCGCCAGGCCCUCGCCGAAAGGCGCCAACCCGGGUGGCAUCACUGCCGCCGGCCCCACUGCCGCUGGAGACAAGGGCAGCGAGAACAAGUACAAGGCGCCCAAGGGCAGCAAGUACGUGGUCUUUUACCUGGAUCUGUCCUUUGUCUUCCUCCUAGAGUUCAAGAAGUGCAACAUGGCGCGCGGGUGCCUCUGCUGUCUCAAGUACAUGAUGUUCCUCUUCAAUCUCAUCUUCUGGUUGUGCGGUUGCGGUCUACUGGGCGUGGGCAUUUGGCUCUCGGUGUCCCAGGGCAGUUUCGCAACCUUUUCGCCUUCCUUCCCCUCUCUGUCCGCCGCCAACAUGGUCAUCGCCAUCGGGGCCAUCGUCAUGGUGACCGGUUUCCUUGGCUGCCUGGGUGCCAUCAAGGAAAACAAGUGCCUGCUUCUGAGCUUCUUUAUUGUCUUGCUGGUCAUCCUGCUGGCUGAGCUCAUAUUGCUCACCCUGUUCUUCGUAUAUUCUGACAAGGUCAGUGAGAAUGCUAAGCAGGAUCUGAAAGACGGCCUCGCACUCUACAACACAAACAACAACAUCGGCCUGAGGAAUGCCUGGAACAUCAUCCAAGCAGAGUGGAAGUGUUGUGGAGUGACUGGCUACACAGACUGGCACGAGGCCCUGAAGGAGAAAGUGGUACCCGACCGCUGCUGCCAAGAGCACUACCAGGAGUGUGGGCGCAACUCCACCAACAUGUUCUGGAACCGGGGGUGCUAUGAAAAAGUGGAGGAGUGGCUUGAUGACAACAAGAACCUGCUGUGGACGAUCGCCAUGGUUAUCUUGGUCGUGCAGCUCCUGGGCAUGGCUUUCUCCAUGACGCUGUUCCACCAGAUCCAUCGGACUGGGAAGAAGUAUGAAGCCUAACGGCAUCGACACCCUCCACAUCCAACCAGCCCUCCAUCCCUUUAACCCCCACCCACCCAC